AAAAACAAAACAUUGAAAAGUUGCGCACACCUCCUUCCACGCGCCCCCUUCGCCCUCCCUGUUUCUCAAUGAACUGGCGAGGCUGGAGCCCUCCCACUUCGUGUAAGAGCUUAAUUGUCUGGUUUUUGCAAAAGCCGGGGGUACUUAAAGAGCUGCGUCGCCUCAUGUCUGGCAGGAAUUCUAACGUCCGCGUCCCUAGCGCGCCUGGAAGACCACAGCUUGUCCGCACCGCCGCUCGCCGAGAUGCAGGUGUCUGUCGCUCUGUUGUAUUCGAGCGCCGUGCUGCUGCUUCUGCAGGGCUGCUGCACCGCUGCGCGAGCAUGGAAGGUCUUAAAAAACGAUGCAACCGAAGUCAUCCCAGAGUACAGUGAAGACGCGCAGCAACCCGAGCCCGAACAGCAGACCAAUAACACGAUGAACCGGGCUAAGCACGGCGGAAGGACCUUGUCCGCCAACACACACAGUUAUGGAGCGUCCGAGCUGAGCUGCAGAGAGCUGCGCUCCACGCGCUACAUCACCGACGGGCCCUGCCGCAGCGCCAAGCCAGUGAAGGAGCUGGUUUGCUCGGGACAGUGCGUGCCCUCCCACCUCCUGCCCAACUCCAUCCUCCGCGGCAAGUGGUGGCGGCACAGCCACUCCGACUACCGCUGCGUCCCGGCGCACUCCCGCACCCAGCGCGUGCAGCUGCAGUGCCCCAACGGCAGGAGCCGGACUUACAAAAUCCGCGUCGUGACGUCCUGCAAGUGCAAGCGCUACACCCGCCAUCACAACCAGUCCGAGGCCAAGGAGGCCCCCGCCAGGCCGCGGCGCAACAGGAAGCACACUCGUCAGCCCCAGGACCGCAGCAAGACCAGCAACACCCCCGAAAUCGGCAACUCCUACUAAGCUGGCAUCACACAUACCCUCUUGAUCGCCAGCGGACAGAAGUGGAGAUGCACGGACGCCCCCAAAAAAGGGGACGGACCUCGAAGCAGUGUGUUGGACGUCUGUGACGUACAUCGUGUUCGCAAUGCACUAGAAACUUUCCCAGCGUUCUUCAGACUUUUAUUAGCAUGAUCUGUUGUCUUCAUAAUUUAUAUCGGAAGAGUGGACAGUGGGAAUGUUCAGAAGGAGGGGGAGGUGACACCCUGGUAGGAAGCAGGUUUUCUGAUGGAAAGAGCUCGAGAACGCAAAACCUGCGUCUUAUUGGAAGAGACUCUGCAGCCGAUAGAAUUUCCACCCCUGGUAAAAUUGAACUUUAUGCAACAAAAGGUCACGCGUGCUUGCAUGAAGUAGGCUGUAACCCCCAAACCAAAGUCUUUAUUUCUGGUGUCAUUAUUAGAAUAUUGUGAUACACACCCUCAAGGCUUAGCCUUGUGCACUUCUUAAUUUGCAGGCAUUUUGCGUUUAAAAAUCCACAGUUUGCAGGCCGCAGAGUGAGGCCUUCCAAACCACUCGUCCUGUACACACUCCAAGAAGCGCUUCCGUGCUGUAGGGUGGAGUGCCUGUCAGUGUGGAGGAGCAGGGAAAGGGCUUGGGCUUUCACACUUCUGGGCCUGUUUCAGUGUUGCUGUCGGCCUGUCAGCAGUCCCCCUUGCGCCAGCUUAUGUGCUGCUAGAAUCAGGUCUAGAAGGAGGGGGAAUAUACACCAGCAGACAGGAAAAAUGAGGCAUAGGCCUCACAGAAGGCAGCUGUGCAGAAUGGAAUGGAGCUGAACUGUGACUUGUUUUAAUUACUAAAUGAUCCCAUUCCUGCUUUAGGAUAUGAGUCAUCAAAAGCCUCUAGCCAUAAUGAAUUCCUGUUUGUCACCAAAAAAUAGUAUCUGCACAGUGACUUGGUGGGGAAAUAUCCUCCCAUACAGUAUGUAUGCAGUGGAGAGUCUAAAAUAUGGGCACAGUUCACUGAUCUUGGAAUGUGAGGGCAGUUGCUUUCAAGGGUUUUUGCAAGCAGCGAAACGCUGGCCUGCACAGAACAAUUUUCGAGAGAUCUUGCUAAUCUAGACUAAGUGAUGACAGUGGGCCACAGUGUAUUUCUAACUGAACGGUCACAUAAUAAUGUGACCUUGUUGGUGUGCAUUAGAAGUCCUGUCAUACACUGUUUAGUGAUGCUGUAAAAUAAUCACACUCAUUAGCAAACUUAUCAUAUACAUGACGUUUGUUGAACUAGACCUUCUACUUUUAUAAUUUUCUUGGGAGUUUGAAACUAAAUCCUUCAUGGUGUGGGUAAUCCCCUAUGAACCCAAUGAGAUAUGGUUGCAAUGCCAAAUUAUUUCAAUGCAUUUUUUCUGUCCAAUGAUGUCCAUUGGAGCUUUUUUGUCUUACAUAAAGGAGAAAUAAGCGUCUUUUGUGGACAGCACCAUUAUUGUACUUAGCCUAUUAAUAUGGGAAACACAAAUACAAUAACUACAUCUGGCCUUAAGACAUUACAUGAGAGAUAAGGCAAAGAAUCAUUUUUACAAUGUAGUAGGCAUACAACAGAAACCAUGACAUUAAAAAUUGCCUUGAUAAAAAAAAAGUCUAAAUGUAUUAUGUUCAAUGUACCAAUUUAGCUAACAGCUGUACAUUGAGAUGACACUUCCUCUCUUCUCUGUUUUACUGUGGUCUUGACAAUACAACUGCGUCCAGUUUUCUCAGCAUGGACAAGCUUUUGUGCAGAGUGCGAGGACUUUUCUCAGCAAUGAGGAAUAUUAGAAACUUCCUUACAUUGUCUGCGUUGUUGUUUUUAUUGCUUCCUGUUUUCUGUUUUGCAAACAGUGCUGGUUCAGUUUAUUGUUGAAAUAGCAACUGGAAUUUCUUCAUGUUGGAUAAGUUGCCAUUUAAAACUGGUUGUUUGCCAUAACUAUGUAUAGCCAAUUUGUACAUACUGUACUGGUGAGGUCUGUAUGAGCCAUGAAAGUGGCUAAUGUCAGUGUUUCCUUCACCUUUUGUCAAAAUGUUUUGUUACAAAGAAUGAACUCUAUAUUUAUUUUUUUUCUCAUUUAAAUUAUUUAUGCAACUUUUUUUGUAGUUAUAUGAUAACUAUUAUUGUCAUCAAAUUAUUAGUGAAGUUUAAACAAAAAUGAAUAAAGUAGUGCAAAAUAAAUUUGAAAGAGACCUUUCCCUUUUUCCUUUUUUCUCUUUUUUUACUUUCGAUUUGAUAAUGACUGACUUAUCAGUUUGUUGUCAGCAUGACAAUAGACAAGGAAGUAACUGUCCAGGAAUCCCCACUGACUGUCUGCAGAAUCAUUCACAGAACACAAAACGAGCCGCUCUCAACAGCUGAGUCUGGGUAUUGCCAAAAUUAAUCACAUUUAAACAUUCUUUUUGUCGGUGGUGAGGUUCAUUCAUAAUUUCAACCAUUCAACACUGAAUUUCCAGAUAGCAACUGUUAUCCUACCUAGUGUCAUAUUGCUCUUUAAUCAUGGCUUUCAGUUUCCUGUAAGACAUUUGCAUUGUCUGCAUUUCCCAGUUUUUCAUAUUGCCAAAUGCCAUUUUUCUACCAUAUUAACUGUGCACUUCUAAAAGUAUAAAACUUGUGUGUUAAAAUAAACACCCCCCAAACAAAAUCAUUUACAGUCCCCAUCAUGUACUAAAUGAUAAUAUGGGAAGUCAACAUCUCCAUGCAGGUGUGUACAGCACUCAUAACUGUUUAAAACUAAUUUAUGAGAGAGUUUAUACUUGCCACUCAUCAGUGAAACUUGGUUUCUUUCAUGUUAGCAUGUGAAGCAAUACUCAAACACAAAAAAACAAUUCAAAUGAGCAAAACAAAAACAAUGCUACAUGUUAUCUAUUUUCACCAUAUCUAACUUUGGAUAUUUGAUCCAAAUGCUGAUCAGAUGUUGCAGCACAAAGCAUAAAUAUUACCUAAAUAAAUUGAUUUUGACAAAGCAUCUGUCCUUACUUCUCUUAAAGACAGAAGUUAAGGCCACAGACCCACAGUCCUACAGAUUUAAUAGUAAUUAUAUCUCAAUUGCUUGCUGAAAAUUAAAAGGGGGGCAGUCAGUCAAUCAAGUUAUUAGUUCAAUUAAAAACAGAAAUUCCACAUAGGACAAGCCAAUCAGAAAUCAUUCACAACAGUCCAAUGCA
Messenger RNA from Lepisosteus oculatus (spotted gar), 4043 nucleotides. RefSeq names its product sclerostin (gene sost). Lineage: Eukaryota; Metazoa; Chordata; Actinopteri; Semionotiformes; Lepisosteidae. The record is from RefSeq and is a predicted model, not a curated record. Gene Ontology annotation, biological process: ossification; negative regulation of Wnt signaling pathway; negative regulation of BMP signaling pathway. Gene Ontology annotation, molecular function: BMP binding.